AUGAAGACUCUGCUGGCCGUCCUCUUUGUGCUGCUCGCCGCCGUCAACAGUGUGUUUUCUUGCACGACGGCCAAAUGUGAAGCCAAGGCGCUGAAAUGCCACACCUGCGUGGCCGGCAACAUGGACGAGUGCAACAAGCAGGGCUCCACCACGUGUCCCAACCACGCUGAUGCCUGCUCGACCAUCACUGGGCCCAACUCGGUGAUGAAGUCCUGCUCGUACAAGUCCUUCUGUGACAAGGCCCACAUGUCAAACGGAGGCGUCAAGCUCGAGUGCUGCUUCACUGACGACUGCAACGGACCCCACCGCGCGCACAGCUAUGGCUACAGUGGAGCAACGACUGUCGCCUCGAGCUCCACGCUCGUGAUCGGAGCCUUGAUCAUCCGACUGGCAGCUAGUGUUCUGUAG
Molecule: messenger RNA, 408 nt
Organism: Sardina pilchardus (European sardine)
Lineage: Eukaryota; Metazoa; Chordata; Actinopteri; Clupeiformes; Clupeidae
Product: urokinase plasminogen activator surface receptor
Exons: 3
Coding region: 1-408 (135 amino acids)
Source: RefSeq, a predicted model, not a curated record